AUGGCGAUGAAAAGGUACUCAAUAUGUUUCUUGCUACUUGCAGCCUUGGAUGCCAUCAUGACUGACAAUGAACUUGAACUUACAACAGUUGUGGAAGCAAGAGAAAACAACACUGAAAUGAUGAUUGAUAAUGACAGACCAGUUGAGAAUAUGCUUAUUGGCAAAUCCAAACGGGGCCCAAAUGUUCAUCCAAUAUGGAGUUAUGCAUUUGAUGACCCCACUGCUUACACCAUCACCGGCCCUAACAAUGCCAUAUGCAAACACUGCAAGCAAUCUGUCCGGCAUCACCACAAAAUGGCAUCUGUCAAAAACCACCUUCGAAAAUGCUUCCAGUUCAAAAAGGUCAUGUUGGAGGACACGACUGUCAGUGACCGCCCAGACUGGUGGACUGAUCAAAGGGGCACUGCAAAGAAGUCAAUGGGGUCUACAUCCUCCAAAAGCACUUCUUCUGUCACCAGCAAGUCACAAUCUUCAGUCAGAUCAUUUAGCAUACCCCUGUUCAGUGCUUCAGAACAAAAGAGGUUCAAUCAUGAGAUGGCAAUGUAUUUUUACUGCACUGGCACAAGUUUUCAGAGGGCUGAAGAUCCAUUUCUCCUUCGGGCUAUCCAGUUGGCACGCCCGGAUGCUAAAUUGCCAACAUGCAAGCAGCUAGCAGAUGAUGGUGCUGGGGGCCUGCUUGAUGAAUGCUACCAGAAUGUCAAGGAGGAGGUCAAUAAGGUGCUUUCCACUGAUGGUCAAUUUGUCUGCCUUACAAGUGAUGCAUGGUCAAAUGUGGUGAACGAUCCUGUUGUCGACUACACAGCUGUAUCUCCAACUAAAUCUUGGAAGUGGUACACACAGAAGAGCAAAGCCAUGAUGCAGACUGGCUUUCCACAGACCUUAGUCAUAUCAUUGAUAGUCUCGGUGACAAUGUGGUUGGUGCAGCUACCGAUAACACAACAACCAACAAGAAGGCAUGGAGUGAAUUGGAGAAAAGAUACCCCACAUAUAUUUAUGGGUGUGUGCCCAUGGUCUUCAUCUUCUUGUGAAAGAUAUCUUUGCUGCCAAAAAGAAGGAUGUCUCAGGCGGUGGUCCUGCUGA
This is a messenger RNA of Paramuricea clavata, 1080 nucleotides long. The record is from the annotation of a GenBank genome assembly. NCBI's taxonomy places the organism in Eukaryota, Metazoa, Cnidaria, Anthozoa, Malacalcyonacea, Plexauridae.